Molecule: messenger RNA, 3138 nt
Organism: Clarias gariepinus (North African catfish)
Lineage: Eukaryota; Metazoa; Chordata; Actinopteri; Siluriformes; Clariidae
Gene: pitpnb
Product: phosphatidylinositol transfer protein, beta
Exons: 11
Coding region: 108-950 (280 amino acids)
Biological process (GO): phospholipid transport
Cellular component (GO): cytoplasm
Molecular function (GO): phosphatidylcholine binding; phosphatidylinositol binding; phosphatidylinositol transfer activity
Source: RefSeq, a predicted model, not a curated record
UAUUAAAUGGUAUUACAUCCUAAAAGGUGCUGAAGAUCAGCCAAUCAGAAGCCGAGGAAGGCGGGGCGCAGCCUGUUGCUCUGAGAGGUGACGUAUUUUCCUGGCGCAUGCGCAGUUGCGGGGGUGAGAAGAUGGUGAUCAUCAAGGAGUACCGUGUGGUCUUGCCAUGCUCAGUAGAAGAGUACCAAGUGGGCCAGCUUUUCUCUGUAGCGGAGGCCAGCAAAAACGAGACCGGUGGCGGAGAGGGCAUCGAAGUGCUGAAAAAUGAACCGUACGAAAAAGAGGGCGAGAAAGGGCAGUACACACACAAGAUCUACCACUUGAAGAGUAAAGUGCCCAGUUUUGUAAAGAUGAUCGCACCAGAGGGGGCUCUAGUAUUCCACGAAAAAGCCUGGAACGCCUACCCAUACUGCCGUACCAUCGUGACGAAUGAAUACAUGAAAGAUGACUUUAUGAUCAAAAUUGAGACGUGGCACAAACCAGAUAUGGGCAUCAUAGAAAAUGUACAUGCAUUAGACCCGGAGACUUGGAAGUCGGUUGAUGUAGUGCACAUCGACAUUGCAGAUAGAUCACAAGUGGAACCUUCAGACUAUAAGCCUGACGAAGACCCUGCACUCUUUCACUCGGAGAAGACUGGCCGAGGUCCACUAGGUCCAAACUGGAAGGCAGAGCUCAGUGCAAAAACCGAUACUCCACGAAUGUGUGCGUACAAACUAGUCACUGUGAAGUUCAAGUGGUGGGGCCUUCAAAACAAAAUCGAGCAGUUCAUCCACAAGCAAGAGAAAAGGAUCUUUACCAACUUCCACCGUCAACUCUUCUGCUGGAUCGACAGGUGGGUGGAGCUUACCAUGGAGGACAUCCGGCGGAUGGAAGCUGAGACACAGAAGGAGCUAGAAGAGCUCCGUAAAACCGGUCAGGUACGAGGCACCAGUGCUGCUCAUGAACAGUGAGGCAAAACUAAAGAAUCCUGCUGCAAUUUGCUGAUGAAGGAAUGACGACACAAAAGUGAAGACGGCCUGUGGUGUGUUCGAGUUCUCCAUCAGAAUGAUCAGUAAUACUGUAGCCACCUCAACAUCUUACUCAGCACACCAAACAGCCUCACCCUGACAGAGAUUCACACCUCUAUCUACUUGCCUAUAAUGACUUUACUGGAGAAUGGUAGGAUUUGUGGGAAAUAUAAAUAAGUAAUUAAGGUUUAGUGAUAUUUCUUUAAACUUUGUGGCAGGUAUUGGACCAAUUUUAACUGUCUAUUUCCUUAAAAUUAACUGUAGUUUCUUUUUUCCCCCUCAACAUUAAACUAUCCUUCCUCCAAUCCCUUUUUUUUCAUCUUCCCCUCAGAUUAAGCACUUAUUUCACUGGGAUAGGGUUUUUGUUUGUUUGUUUUGUUUUUUAAUAAUAAUCAUGGUUUAUUUUUAUCCUGCUAAUUAAUAUAUUUUAUUUUCUUUGUUUUGUUUGUUUUAUAGAAUAUUCUAUUGCAUAAAGGGAAUAAUCUGCAGCUAGAAAAGCAAGCACAUGUUCACACGAACACGCACACAAUUUGCCAUCAAUCAUUCUGUCACAUUGGGUGAAGCGCACACAGACCACAGAACCUCUUUGGUUAGUAGCUUUGCAUGAGCUUAGCUAUGCCAUGGCAGAGCAGGUGUUUUUUGUUUUGUUUCAUGCAUUUUUUUUUUCUUUCUUCUUCUCCCCAAACACCCCCCCCCCCCCCCCCCACUGGAUGACUAUCUGUCCUCAGCGGGGCCUCCAUCAUUGGCACUGAGCUAGAUUUAGAAGUGUAGAUUUAGACCGUUUAUUGGAACUUUAAUUUCUUCCUUGAUACAGAUGAACUACCAGUGCUGGUACUGCCUCUUUUAUUUUUUUUUAUAUAAGAGCUCUUGGAGCUAGUAGUAUGCUGCUAGAUCUUAAAUGUCCAUAUAACAAUGUCCAUAUUCUCUUGGUGCUGGCUGAAAUGCUAAUUUUCCAAGAGUCAAGAUUUUUAGAGCACCUAUAAAUAAAGAAAAAUGUCUUCUAAUCUUAAUGCAUGUGUGUUGAAAGUUCAAAUUUAGAGAUAUGUCUGAGGCGCUACCUGAAACAAGCCUUCUGUGCAAACCUUCCCAGUGUCCACUCAGCUUUCAGUCUGGCGUCUUGAAUCCCAUUAGCCAGCCUAGCCAAAAACACACACACACACACACACACACACACACAGGGGUUAGCUUUCUUGCACUGGUCACAUAAGAGACUGAACCUGCUCUACAGGGUUUUUUUUUUUUUAAGAACUUUUUUUUUUUCUCUACAGUGUGCUUUAAAUAGUAUGUGUACAGUUUUCUAUAAUAGAGACUUUAAUAGAUUGGUAAUAUUACAUUAUUUCCUUAUUUCUAAAGAGGUCAAAGUGAAAAGACAAGAUUUUUAAACUGUAGAUAUUCACUUUUAUAUUUUGUAGUCCAUGUGAUAGGCUGCAGGGAUUUCUGAACAGUUGAAGGUUGGAGUUUGAAAUCAAAGGUGUGCCUGAUGCUCUGUAACCCUCCCAGCCUUCUCACUUCUCCCCCUGUUGGUAUAUAAGACAUUUAUUGAUGGAUGUGGUGAAUCUUUUUGACACAAUCAACGGAUCAGUGCAUUGUGAUGUUUUUCUUUUUUUAGAAUAAGCCGACAUCCUUACACUUAUCGACUGUCGCAAAUGUUGAAUGAGUUGCUGGAGCUGGCAGCAUCUUUUUCAUGUUUAGAAACCUCUCGUCAGGUUUUGUUUACCCGUUUUCUUUAGCAUCACAGUCAAAGCCAUGAGGAAAUUCCUCUAAAUCAGGAUUGAUUGAUGGGUGCACUGUGUGUAGUAGUAAAGCUUUAUAGGAGACUUGACUGAGGAGUUCUAUCGUACUGUCACUGAGUUUCUUAUAAAUGAUUUUGUUCACUUUUAUCCACUGAAUAUCAGGCGGGGAGGGAACAUUAUGAUCUUGGAUAUGAUAGAUAAAUCAGAUAUAUACUUUAAUCAUGUGAGUCUUGGUUUAUUUCAGGAACAUCUGCAACUCGUAUCUUAAUCAGGGGAAUAUCCAUAAAUGUACAAUUGUUUUGUUUGCUUGUUUUUUUUUCAUUAUUUUUGUUAAAAUUGGACAAAAAAGUCUGGAUAAUGGAAUUGAAUAUGUAAUAAAUUUAUCAAGUCUCUUCUCA